AUGCCAGGCGCUGCGGUCAACGUACUCAUUGACGGCAGCGUCCUCGAGGGCGGCGGGCAGCUCGUCCGCAACGCCGUCACCCUCGCUGCGCUUCUCCAGAAACCCAUCACCAUACAAAACAUUCGUGCUCACAGGGACCCUCCAGGUCUCAAGGCGCAGCACGCCACAGGACUCAAGCUCGUCGCAGAUAUCUGCAACGGCGAGCUGACAGGCUGCGAGCUCGGCUCGUCUACAGUGCACUUCCGCCCAGGCCCAAUCCGCAGCGGGAGCUUCCUCGCCGACGCACGCACGGCAGGCGCGACGACGCUACUCCUGCAGAUCGCGUACCCGUGCCUCGUCUUCGGCCCCGCGCCGAGCUCGCUCGUGCUCCGUGGCGGGACGCACGCGGCGCAUGCCCCACCCGCGGACUACACCGCGCAUGUCUUCCUCCCGUUCGUACGCGCGCACCUGCACCGCGGCGUGCAGCUCGCCGUGCGCCGCCACGGCUUCUUUCCCCGAGGCGGCGGCGAGCUCUGCGUGGACACGGAGCCCACGCCUGCAGGCCCGCUCCCCGCGGUCACGCUCACGGCGCGCGGCGCCCUUGUCGCGGUACACGGCAAGGCGUACGUCGCGGGCCACCCCGAGGCACAGGCACAGACGAUCCGCGACGGUGCGCACGCGCGGCUCGUCGCCGCGGGAGUCGACCCCGCCAUCAUCAGUAUUGCGGCCAUCCGCGAGGAGGCGACGAACGCCGUCGGCAAAGGGGCUGGGAUCGUACUGUGGGCCGAAACUGACGAGGGCUGUAGGCUGGGCGGAAGCUCGGUUGGUGCGCGUCGCUGGGACCCCGCGUCUCUAGGGGAGGCCGCGGCAGACGAGCUCCUGCGAAACAUCGAGCACGGCGGUUGCGUGGAUGAGUAUCUACAGGAUCAAAUCAUUCUCUUCUUGGCGUUAGCUGAGGGGAGAUCAACUGUGCGAACGGGGCCUUUGAACCUGCACACCAAAACGGCGAUGUAUAUCGCAGAGCAACUCGCGGGCGCGACUUUCUCCGUCCAGGAAGAGGCAGAUGGGACCGUGCUGCUCUCGUGCGAAGGGAUAGGAUUUUCGGUAUGAUCCUACACCAGACAACUGUAUACUACUAAACUGGACGCUCAAUUCUAAUGCAUACCCCACCAUAUUUUUCUGUGGCCGAGCGUCCGCGAAGACAAGAGACGGCCGUACUUCAAAGCUCCAUAACAAGCCUCUCAGCCCGCUCCGACCGUGGGGUGAUACGACAGAGGAACGGCUCCGGGUGGCUUCGCGGUCCAUGAUCAACCCAUCUCCCUCCGCACGAACCCAAAAAAAGACGCACCUGGUGAUCGCCUGCGUGAAAUUCGCCUCGGGCACGAUGUCACGUCCAUACGCGUCCUGCACGGGCCCGAUAUCGAACGCCGCAAGCACGCAAGCGAUGACGAUCCACAGGCUGGCCUCUGCGAGGUGGCGCCCGGGACACGCCCGCCGCCCGAAGCCGAAGCCGAGGCCCGUCGGCGCAGGCUCGCCGUGCAGGUACCGCGCGGGCCAGAAGCGCUCCGGCGCGCUGUACACGGCGGGGUCGAGCGCGAGCGCGCUGGUGCGGAGCGGGGAGUCAGCAAUCAUGUGGGGGACGGGUGAAGGACGGAGCAGGGAACGCACGCCGUGUUCACGAUGAGCGUCGCGCCCCGUGGGAUGAACAUGUCCCGGUACACGUCGUCCUCCAUCGCGCGGUGCGGGAUGCUGAGCGGGAGCGCGGAGUGGAACCUGCGGGCGGUGGCACGCGGGCCUGUGAGCGUGGCUGGCGGGCUAUUGGGGCACCGCGACAUUGGACGCACCGGAUUGUCUCGUUCAGGAGACAGUCGACGUACGGCAGCGCGUCUCUGUCGUCGAACGUCGGGAGCCGGCCUGUGCCGAUGACGCGGUCGAUCUCCUCCUGGGCCUGCCUGACCGCUUCGGGGUGGCGCACGGCCGCGAGCAUGAACGUCAGGAGUGUCGACCACGUCUGCGGGCCUCAUCCGUGAGCGCGCGUGCCCCUUUGCGUCGUAUCCUAUGCGCACUCACCGUGUCUACGCCGCCCGUCCACAUGUGGGCAGCCACGAUCUUGAGCGCCCGGAUGGCCUCAGCGUCGCGUGUGCCAUUGCACGCCAUCUCCUCGAGGUGCAUCGAGACGAAAGACGGCUGGGCGGUGCCGGCGGCCUGCGAGACUCGGCGUGAACGCCGCGUUAGAAUCGGACGAGACGUGGCGAAUAGAGACUCACGAGUUGUUCCUCGACCUGUUGGAAGGGUUUUGUGCUCAUUUCCCACAUCAGGUGGCGGUUCUCUACAGCAGGUGAGAGUAA
Messenger RNA from Phanerochaete carnosa HHB-10118-sp, 2327 nucleotides. RefSeq lists its product as uncharacterized. Gene Ontology annotation, molecular function: RNA-3'-phosphate cyclase activity. Gene Ontology annotation, cellular component: nucleus. Lineage: Eukaryota; Fungi; Basidiomycota; Agaricomycetes; Polyporales; Phanerochaetaceae. Gene Ontology annotation, biological process: RNA processing. The record is from RefSeq and is a predicted model, not a curated record. The coding region runs from base 1 to 1089 and encodes 362 amino acids. The transcript is spliced from 5 exons.